Molecule: messenger RNA, 2493 nt
Organism: Histoplasma capsulatum G186AR
Lineage: Eukaryota; Fungi; Ascomycota; Eurotiomycetes; Onygenales; Ajellomycetaceae
Product: carboxypeptidase
Exons: 4
Coding region: 518-2380 (620 amino acids)
Biological process (GO): proteolysis
Cellular component (GO): fungal-type vacuole
Molecular function (GO): serine-type carboxypeptidase activity
Source: RefSeq, a predicted model, not a curated record
GCUUGAUAUCCCGCCGAUAAACGAUAAACGAGGGAAUGGUGUUGUUUGUGAUUCCGAAAUUCGGCAGACCGGGGUUCGAACACCAUUGGGUGACAUCGGCGUACACUCAUUUUUCGGCCCCUGCAACCCGUGUGGGGAAGCUAUGUCAGAACCCCUUGAACGGUGAGGGGUGGGGGCGGGGAAACAUUGCUCGCUGACUCCUUGAGAUUCGGUCAACUACAUCCUUCUGGAAGAGAUGACCGCUGGCUAUUCGGCCAAAAUCCAAAAAUGCAGCUGCCUUACCGCAGGAGUCAAGGUCGUUAUGAGCGAUCAGCAAAUGCCCUCAGGGAUCUGUAGUUGGACCCCGCUUGAUCUUACCGGUGAAUGUUUGCAAGCAACAUGGCACGUUGUUGGAGGCAUAUAACCGGGGUUCACCCGCCUUUGGAUGUCGAUGUUGGUGGCAUUUGAAACGUUUUUCUUAAGACAUAUACCUUCUCCUGGUGGAUGCCAGAAAGUAUUUCCGGUCUUCAAUUAAGCCAUGUCGCGUUUCGCCAAAUCGGCAUUGUGCCUCUUAGCAGCUGGAAUCCCAGCUCUAGCACAAUUUCCCCCCAAGCCGGAGGGGGUCAAAGUUUUGGAAUCUAAGUUUGGUGACGGUGCCAAAAUCACCUACAAAGAGCCAGGACUUUGCGAGACAACUCCGGGAGUGAAAUCGUACUCUGGAUACGUUCAUUUACCCCCUGGUACGCUGAUGGGCCUGCUUGUUGAAAACGGUCCUUGCUUCAUCAAUCCCGAUUCAAACUCAACGACAUUGAACCAAUAUUCAUGGAACAAUGAGGUUAAUAUGCUCUUCUUGGAUCAACCGGCCCAAGUAGGCUUAUCAUACGAUACCCUUGCCAACUACACAAAAAACUUGAUCACAGGUAAGCUCACCAAGUUGGGUCCUGAUGAUCCAAUUCCACAGCAGAAUGCUACGUUCCUGGUAGGGACGUACCCCAGUAAUGAGCAAGAAAACACUGCGCUGGGUAGUCGUAAUGCCGCGAUUGCCCUGUGGCACUUUGCUCAGGUAUGGUUCCAGGAAUUCCCAGGCUACCACCCAGGGGACUCUCGAAUCAGUCUUGCCACUGAGUCUUAUGGUGGUCGCUACGGCCCGGCAUUUUUCUCGUUUUUUGAGGAGCAGAACCAGAAGAUCGAAAAUGGUACUUGGAAAGAUGAUGAUGGCGAUAUGAAAGUAUUGAACCUCGACACUCUGAUGAUCAUUAACGGCUGCCUCGACCGCCAGGUACAGUGGCCCUCAUACCCAGAGUUUGCAUUCAAGAACACAUACGGCAUCGAAUCGGUCAACGAAACGAUUUACAAUUAUAUGGUCGACUCCCUCGUUAAGCCCGGUGGCUGCCGUGAUAUGGUCGAUGAAUGCCGCGCUAUUUCCGCUGUCUGGGACCCGGACAACACCGGCAUCAACGACACCGUCAACGAUGUCUGCAGCAAGGCCGAGAACUACUGCUCUAGCGAAGUCCGCGGGCCAUAUCUUAGAUACUCAGGUCGCAAUUACUACGAUAUUUCACAGCUCGAGCCAGCCGCAUUCCCUACCCCAUUUUACCAGGGUUGGCUGAACCAGGCACACGUCCAAGCCGCACUCGGAGUACCGCUCAACUGGACUCAGUCCAACGCCGCCGUAUCCAAGGCCUUCCGAAGCAUCGGCGACUACCCGCGUCCAGGUUGGAUUGAGGAUCUCGCUUUCCUACUUGAGAACAACAUCAAGGUUGCUCUCGUUUAUGGAGAUCGUGACUUCGCCUGCAACUGGAUGGGCGGCGAGGCGGUGAGUCUCGCGAUCGACUAUGUCGACUCAGAAAAUUUCAGGGCAGCCGGCUACGCCGACAUCCGCGUCAACGACACAUUUAACGUCGGUCAGGUAAGGCAAUAUGGCAACCUCUCAUACUCUCGUAUCCACCAGGCCGGCCAUGAGGUUCCGUCCUACCAGCCCGAGGGUUCAUUGAAGAUUUUCAACCGCGUGCUAUUCAACAAAGACAUUGCCAAAGGUGAAAUUGACACCGCCGUACCGUUGCCCGACGGUGAUGGGAAAUAUUAUAGCUCAUCGGGUCCGCCCGACACGCUCGGCUUCAAACAGGAUCCACCACCGCAAUAUCCUAAGUUCUGCUAUGCGCUUGACCCUGGUGUUUGCACAGAGGAGCAGAUUGAGUCUAUAUUGAAGGGCAAGGCGGUGCUCAAACACUUCCUUCUUGUCGAUCAGAAUACAAGACGGUUGUUCCCCGAGGUGAUUGGGGAUGGCGGCAGUCCCACAUUGCCACCUUCGUCUGGGUCGAGUUUGUUUGUGAAGGGUAUCGGACGACAAGUAGGAUUGUUGGCUAUUCUCACUGUGGUGGUCUCUGCAAUGAUGUUUUAGACCGGUGGUUGAAUCGUAGACAGAUGAGAACCUUACCAUAUAUACGUUAUGACAAGGGGUUGAAUAUUAUUACCUUAUGUAUUUAGAUUGGAUAGAUAACUCUAUUGUCAUUC